CGAGGUUCGAUCGAGAGAAGCGUCGAUGCGACGCUGCGACGCGGACCAGAGCAACGAUUUACCGAGAUAAGCCGUGGGAACGGCGAUAACGAUAGAGAAAAAAGGCGAGUUCGUCGAAGCGCGGCUGGCUCCGAGUAUCUUCGUGUGACACUCGCGGUGACGCGAUAGUAAACGUCGCGUUCUCGAAUACGAUGUUGCAACCUGGCGACCACGAUUCCGUCAUCGGCCGCCCCCUUUAUCGUCGUUUUCCGCACCAUGAUCCAUCGUCCAUCGACCCGAAACGCCGACUUGCCGACGCUAUGGAACCCACCGUCGAAAUCCACGAUGUUUCCAUCGACUUGCCGCUAGCCGCUCUAUCCUCGGCCGGAAGCACGCCGACGCUCGAAUCGGCCGUAACCACCACGGCGACCGCCUCGUCGGAGAGCUUGCGCGCCGAGACGGACAACGAGCAAAGCGUUUACAGCGUCGCCUUACUAGACCGAUGCACGGAUCUCGUGACUCGUAACGAUUCCGUCUGCGACAGACAACGCUAUGCCUCCUCCACUUGGUUCUCUCUUGUUCGUCGACGAUGUUCCAACAUUCGCGGUUGGCUGCCGAGGAUGUGUUCCUGCCUGGACGCCGACAACGCGCAGUUCCUCGGUCCAUCCACGUGCAGCAGGUAUCAACGACUCAGUCCCAGGAGGAAUCUGCUCGAGAUCGCCUACCGAUCGAUCAACGGAAAUCGAAGGCCAAAAAGAUUCGCGCGACCGGACGAAAGCGAGGACGACGAGGAACAGACGGAGGAAUUGCGUUUUUACUGCGACGACGACGCUUGCUACGACGUGAUCGUCGAGCACGAUCUUCGCGCCAUCGACUUGUGCAAACUUCUGAAAGCGAAAAGAAGCACGGUGGGUGUCGACUGGUCGAUCGUGGAGACAUGGCCGGAGCUAGGAAUAGAGCGCGCGUUGGAGGACCACGAGGACAUUUUGGCCGUGCACAGGGAGACGAAAACGUUUUCCGCGGAGCGCGCACGGAAAUUUAUCUUUCGCCAAGAUUGCCUCAAGUACGAGUUCUUCCACGAUCCGGAGCUCUUCCUUUCCACCGAGAUGAUCGACGUUCCCACCGUUUUCGCCGAGGACUGGCACGCCUUGGACGAAACGGAAGCGGCGUUACGAGACUAUCUGGAGAACGAGGAGAUAGCGGAAUGUCCAGAGGUAUUCGGUUUAGCGUGGAUACAGAACGGACGCUUGAACAUUUGGAGGAAGAUCUGUUUGCUUCUUCGAGAUCGAGAGCUCUACCACGCGAAAAAGAAAAGCGAACGAGCGUUUCCGUUCGCCCGCUUGUCGGAUUACGCGGUGUACAAGAUCACGAACGCCAGGAAGAGAUACAGAGCGCCCUUCCCCUGGGGCAUCUGUCUCAGGUCAACCAACACCGCCCCCAAAUCCAAAACCAUCGCAGAGCGUGGAGAAACCGGGCUCAAGGUCAUCGCUUUUCACAGUGAAAAAUCCCGCGCCUGCUGGCUAACGGCCAUGAGGCUCGCCAAGUACGGCAAGCAACUCAGGGAAAACUACAGAGCAUUUAAGAACAAACAGUGCGAGCAAACCGACGGCCCAAAGGAUCGAUACGUCAACUACAACGUAUCCAAUGAAUCGGUGCGAUCUCGCGUGGCCAUGGAUUUUACCGGCAGCGUCGGAAGAAUCGUGGACGACCCGAAGGAAGCGAAGAACAUCGCGGAAAGCGAGGGUAUGAACUGGCGACGAACCUGGAGGCCGUUCUCGAGACCGCCGCCUGGCUGCACGGUGGUUAGACUGCACGGACUCGACGACGGUAUCCACGUUUUGCAACCGUGGUUUCACAGAGGACUGAAGAGAGAUAUCGCCGCGGCGAUCGUUCGAGACCAGGGUUCGGUCGACGGCGUGUUCCUGGUACGGGAGAGCAAGAGCAAUUUGGGCGCUUACGUGCUCACCUACAAAUACAGCGAGAAGGUGUUUCACGCUCAAAUUCAACCCGUUUUCGACGAGCGAUGCAACUGCUGGCUGUACACCCUGGACAAAGGCGUAACCCGGUUCUACGACUUGCUGCAGCUGAUCGAAUUUUAUCAGUUGAACGCGGGCUGCUUGCCCACGCGAUUGACCCACUACGUGCAGAACGGCGUGCCGGAAGUGCUGCCGCUUCCGGUUCCGAUGGCGUUGACGCAGACGGAGGACGGAGGCGGUGGUUCGCCGCCGUCGCCGACCGAGCUCGAUCGACGGCGACUCGGUGCCGCGACCGACGGCACGAUGGCCGAAGGUACCGCGGCGGCCGCUGCCUCGUCGUACACCGUCAGCUACAAGAGCAUCUGAGGAUAGGAAUUCCAGCGGCCCGUCAGCGUCGACGAGCGUUUGGUCGCCACCCGCUGUUCGCUGGAUCACGCCUCUCGACCAAACGGAAUCGCGAACGGGUAUCGCUCCGGCGACGCGAACGUUCGAUCCGCGCGCUCGGGUUGCUGGAGUUUGUGCCUCUGCAGCUACAGCAAGUGGAAUCCGUAGCGCGAAUCGCGUCGAUAGCCGUCCGAUGGGCGGAAAGACAGAGCGUUCGAAGAAGAUACGAGAAAGAGGAACGAGCAACGGACGAAGGAGAGACGCGGCUCGGGCUAACCGGCCGCCAGCUUUCGGCCAAGGGACCGAGAGCGUCGCGGCGUCGCGCUUCUCCGCGAUUCUCGGCGCGACGCGAUUCGUCGCUCGUCGACCGAUCGAUUCGUUCGUCGAGGGCAGCCGGCUUUUCGAAAAUCGGCUUUGAUAGCGGUUGAUCAAUCCCGAUGUUUCGAGCCGGCGCCUCGACGGUCGCACCGACGGACGCGCCUGUCCCGUUGUCACGGAUCGAUUCGUCGACGCGCGCCAGCUCUCGUCGACGAGUAACGGAGAGCGAACGCGCGUAGCCAGCGACGCGACGACGGAGCGGCGGUGAAGAAAAUAGCCGCCGCCAGAGUCGCGGCGCUCGGUACGCAAAAUCGCGUUAAUAUUAAGACGAUCGUUAUCGAUGCAAAAAUACGAUAAAAAUAUAUAUUUUGUACGAACGGUAGUAGAACGGACGAUCGAGUCGCGUUCCGCGAGAUCUCGACGUUCGGUCGGAGAACAAUAAAAGUUAAUCAAGAACGGAA
Messenger RNA from Bombus huntii, 3118 nucleotides. RefSeq names its product growth factor receptor-bound protein 14-like. Bases 192 to 2321 code for a protein of 709 amino acids. The transcript is spliced from 12 exons. Lineage: Eukaryota; Metazoa; Arthropoda; Insecta; Hymenoptera; Apidae. The record is from RefSeq and is a predicted model, not a curated record.